Messenger RNA from Ylistrum balloti, 6216 nucleotides. Its product is annotated as sodium- and chloride-dependent taurine transporter-like. Bases 38 to 1831 code for a protein of 597 amino acids. Gene Ontology annotation, cellular component: membrane. Lineage: Eukaryota; Metazoa; Mollusca; Bivalvia; Pectinida; Pectinidae. The record is from RefSeq and is a predicted model, not a curated record. Gene Ontology annotation, biological process: sodium ion transmembrane transport. The transcript is spliced from 14 exons.
AUUUAAACUGAACUACGUAAGCAUUUGGACUUGCAGUAUGAUGAAGCACCAUCUUAAAUCUUGCAGUCGAGACCUAACAGCAGCAAUGGGAAAGGAGGGACGUGGUAACUGGAAUAACUGGUUUGAAUUUAUUUUUUCCUGUAUUGGACUUACUGUUGGAUUAGGAAAUAUCUGGAGGUUUCCUUACAUCUGCUAUAAAAAUGGAGGAGGUGCUUUUCUGAUUCCUUAUUUCAUCUUCUUGUUCGUCAUCGGUCUACCGGAAGUGUUCUUGCAGUUCACGUAUGCGCAAUAUUCCAACUUGGGACCCGGCAAAAUAUGGGAAUGUUGCCCUCUCUUCAGAGGUAUUGGUUAUGGGAUGAUAACCCUUACAUGGCUGAUCGGGAUCUACUAUGGUGUGAUCAUAGCAUGGACCCUAUACUACUUCGGGAUGUCCUUCUCUUCCACUCUUCCUUGGGCAACGUGUAACAACACUUGGAAUACAGCAGCCUGCUUCAUCAGGGGAGAUAACUCGACACUUAACGGAACGAUUUUAAACCAGACCGUUGCGGUCGUUAGUAAUAACGGAACAAAUAUAACAGCAAGAACACCACCUGAGGAAUUUUGGGAACGUCAUGUGUUGGAACUUACCGACAGUAUUGAGGACCUGGGUUCAAUCCGAUGGCAGCUGGUGCUAUGUCUGCUAGCAACAUCCAUCACUGUCUUCCUUUGUCUAGCAAAGGGCAUUAAAUCUUCUGGCAAGGUGAUGUACGUCGCUGCCACUAUUCCAUAUCUGUUCCUGUUGACCCUUCUCAUCAGGGGCCUCUUCCUGCCCGGAGCGUUGGACGGACUCAAAUUCUAUCUUGUACCCAGAUGGGAGCGACUAUUGGAUUAUAACGUUUGGGUAGAUGCUGCGGUACAGACCUUUUUCUCUGCCAGUAUUGGAAUGGGAGCUCUUAUUGGUUUAGCAAGUUUCAACAAAUUCAGCAAUAAUCAUUACAGGGACGCAAUGAUAGUGCCAGUUCUGGACGCCGUUACUAGUAUGUUUGCUGGUUGUACUAUCUUCGUUACCCUGGGUUACAUGGCACAUGAAUCUGGUGUUGACAUUGAGAAAGUCGUAGAACAAGGUCCUGGUAUAGCGUUCAUGGUUUACCCAGAAGCCUUAUCUACUCUACCGCUUCCCCAAUUGUGGUCUGUCCUCUUCUUCAUUAUGCUGUUUACGGUCGGUUUGGAUAGUCAGAUUGUACAUAUACAAUUGGUGGCAGUUGGACUUAUGGACAGGUUUAAGAUAUUCAGAGACCACGAGACGCUCACUAUGGCUCUCCUUAACUUUCUCUCCUUCGCUAUUGGUCUCAUCUUUGUUACACAGGGUGGUAUGUACGUGCUACAAUUGGUUGAUUGGUAUGUGGCUAGUAUAUCAACCAUGUUCCUCGCUUUCCUGGAAGUUACCGUUCUAGCCUACUUCUAUGGUGUUAACCGCCUGUACAAGGACAUAGAAAUGAUGCUUGGUUACAAACCAUGUCCCGGUUGGAAGGCAUUCUGGUGUGUGAUUACCCCGAUUAUGGUCCUGGCCCUGUGGCUUGUCAGUGUUUCACAACAUGAAGCAGUUUCCUACGGUAAAAAUGCCUAUCCUGGUUGGUCUAUAGGUAUCGGAUGGAUGAUAGCAAUCGCCCCUCUAAUUCCCAUACCAAUUAGCGGCAUCUGGACUAUAUUGGACGGUGAAGGCUCCAUAAUGGAUCGAGUACGAGAGGCGUUGAAACCGACGGCUAAAUGGAAACCUGCGGAGGACUGCAGAGAUGAUUGGCAGUGCCAAAGACAGACAUUAACAGCAGACAUCGUUAUGCAACCAAUAUGAGACUUUUACUAGGAAAUGUUUGUAGAAUGUGAUUUCUCUCCUCUAUUUUCUGUGUUCAAAACAAAUAAGGGAACUUAAGAAAGGGAAGUUAUUUUUAAUUUGCAACAGCAAACGAACCAGAAGUAUGAUACAGAAAAGAGGUAUUAAUAUCCUAAACAAUACUUAAGUAUGUAAGAGAACGCCACUACGACAGGUCAACAUUACUAAGUUUUGUUAACCUUGUAAAAUAUGUUAACCAUCUAGAGGCUGUGAUCGACAAAAAUGAAACAGAGUUAAAAUCAAGAUACGUUUUGGUCCUAACAAUGUCAGAGCAAAAUUAUUUGUAGAUGGCAUUGGCGAACCGAAAAUCUGAAGAAAAAAAUUAAAUUAUUGUGGACAAUCGAUGUUACUUUCCAGUACACAGACAAUUUUUGUGUGUACGCAAUGUAUUAAGAUAGCGUGGUGUACAAUCAUACUCUUCAAUCAAACAGAUGUUUCCAAAUAGAUGCAACAAAGUUUGAUUAGUUAAACAAGAAUAUAAAGCGAUGACUUGUUACGAUACCUUAGGAUGAUCUGAAACGACACUUAGUAAACUCUGAUAUCGUACAUCACUGAGGUUGAUGUAUUCCAAGUGCAAUUUGGACCAGUAAUGGGGUAUGGCAUGAUGUGAUACAGGAGAAAUAUAUGAAAACCUUUAUCCUAACCAAUGAUAAAAUUUAUUAGGUUGAAUUCAGGUUUGUUAUCUUUAAAUUGUACACCAUAAUAAUGAUAUGAUUCUAUGAACGAAGAUCAGUAUGUGCUUUGAGCGGGUUUUCAAUUACAACUGAAUAGUUCCUCUGCCAAAUAUUAAAAUCGUUUAUGUUUAUGUAGCUAUUGUAAACGACGGAAAUCAGGGACACAUGUAGGUUGUAUUUAACAGUAUAUAUGAUUUUACAGAUCAUUUUUCAGUCGUUCUGAAAAUUUAAUUAAAAUAUUUCAAAUUGAUUUGAUUGUAUGACGACAUGGAAAGAAAGUAUCGUUACUGAAUCUCAUUUUUGAAUGAUGUUUAUGUCGACGGGUAAACAGAAUCUUGUUAACGAAUCUCAAUUUUAAGAAUGUUUGCUUGACAAAUAUAGUUAUUGUUAUAUAAAAAAGAAUACAUGGAUGCAUGCAUGAUACGUUUUGAACUAAAAUUUUAUGAUACGUUAAAUACCAAAGCUAUAUAAUAAAUUUUAGAAACCUUUUUAUCAUUUUUUAAAUAUAAGUAAAGCAACAUUUAAAUGAAGAAGUCAUCAAGCCAUGUAGUAUAAGUGUAAUAUUAUAUAAAGGUGGCUUUGUUAGAAAUUAAAGAGCUAAAUCGCGGGUUAGUAGAAAGAAUGUACCUUCUGUAGUUAAUAGGUAACAUAAUUUUAUAACAGCUCAAAUAAAAUGCUUUUGAAGAAAAUAUCUUAUAGGGAAUGGGCAGAGAGGGCGGCGAUGAGACGAUGGAGGAGAUAUAAAAAAAAAAUAUUAUAAGCAUCUUUCCGUCAAAAAUCUGUGACUCCUAAGUGUUAUUUAGUUAAAUAAUUCCAUUCAAAUGCAAAGAGUGUAUAGGAACCACGCUAAUAUAUCCACGUAGACGUGGAUUGAGUGUAUUUUGUGUGCGGGUGUGAAUUACAUGGUUGUAUAUGUCUCUAACUAUAUAUGUGUGUGAAUGUAUGAAUAGUGUUAUUAUUUUAAUGUUGUUUUCUGUAUUUAAUUUGUUCAAGUUUAAUUGUUCGAUUUAAUUUUUUUACUACAUCCCUUCAUGAGAUUUUCGAGUUCAAAUGAUACAUUGAAAAAGAAACUGUGAGAUUUUAUGUCUUGAAGAAGAAGACAUUUCAAAUCUACCAUAUCAUUACUCCUUCUGAUGGUCUUUUGCUUUACAAUAUUUCGAUCUAAUCAAUCCAUACAUGCAAGCUUUGAAAAAUAUUUGAAAACAAAAAAUUGAAAAUCUGAAAAAUAUGUGUAAGUUAAAAUACCAUAAAAGUUUAAGAUUGUCAUUUUUAACUGGAAAAUAUAUUCUAACUUUUGAGUAAUUUGUCGGGAAAGACCAUGAGUAAAUUAAAUUGUUCUUCGUGAAUCAAUAGCUUAAGUAAGUCAUUAAAGAUAAUAUUCACUUGAGAUAAUGUCUUUAAAUACAAUGUUAUUCAGUCACACAUUAUAAACACUGAAAUAUGGUGAUGAUAAGCUUAAAACGUGGUCGUCAAAACGUUUACAUUUCCUUCUUAUUAUUAAUUCACUGAUGCAAACCACACAAUUUUUGGGUAAAUAGGUAAUGUUGUAAGAGACACGUAUUUCGGAGGUCUUAUUUACCAUGCACAAUUUGCUGUUAUUAACAUGUUUUUAAUGAUACUGCUGCCAUUUAGUGCUAUUCCAACACCUUCGUGUUUUCACAUACAUUUAUUUUGUGUGUUAAUGUUUCACAAAGUGCUAUAUGAGGUGAUAUAUUGCCACCUAUUUUCCAGGGAAAUUAUAAAUUUACACGUGUUUAGGAUUAAUUUUAAUUAUUUCUUAUGUCAUCAAUCCAUACGACAAAAACGUUGUUAAAUCUAAAAAAUAUGCCAAUAGCACACUCUGAAUUUUUUUGUCUUAUGGACAUGUAACAUAAAAAUAGUAAAGUUAAUCCCUAUUAUCUAACCACAGAUUGUAAUAUUUUUGAGAUUUAUAAUGGAAUUUUUCAUUGAUAAUUACUCAAACUGCCAUACUUACCAAUCAAAACGUGGAAUUACAAAAUGACAUCGAUUUAUCUUUAUGUUUUUGUGUGAUAAUAUAAAAGAGGAUAAUAUAUGAACGUACUGGACAAAAUUUGUGCAUCAAAACGUGCUCUUGGUGGAUAAGAGUGUGGGAGUGUGUGCGCAUGUGGUCAGGUACGUUUUAUAUCUGUAAAACCAUUUUACAACUGACUAUCAAUUUAUUCAAAUUAGAAUCUCACUACCAUGUUCAUAAAAUGUCUUAUAUCAUAUAUCAAGCUUUUAAAAUUAGAUUUUGCUUUAUGAAAUUUUAAGUUUCAAACUUUCUCGUUUUUCUUUCGUAAUCGAAAUUCUUUUAGAACCAAACGUUAAUGUGUCAAAUCUCUUUAAUAAAAGGUGUCAUUUACUUAAUAUGUAAGAGCUAGUCUUAUAUAAUAUAUUUCAAACAGUGUAAAUUUAAAAUCGAUUAAAUGCUUCUCGUUUUCUGAUAUUAUUUAAGAGUUUUUGCCAUCAAUUGAAAUAUAAAAUUCUAUACCAGCCACACAUUUCCUCGAGUCUUUUGACAAACCACUUUUUGUUUACCUUUGAAGUGUGCUGUCUUAUAUUACGCUGCAUAUCCUAUAUUAUCAAAAUUACUUGACGUCGACUCUUCCUUAAAUCACGCUCGAGGUUAUCCUGUUUAUGAACUUUAAUUUGCUCUAUUCCAACAAAACGCUAGUCUUUAUAUGCACUGAUCUCAUUGUAUUAUUAAACGUGUAUCUGCCCUUUUGUAACUUUUAUCAGAAUGUUUUUUCCCAUUAUUUACAAAAGAUAUCUUUAUUGUGACUUACGAUUCUGGUCACAGGAUCAUGGGUCAAUGUAGACUUUUUGUCGAAAUAUUGAAUCUCUCAUUAUUCCGUGUCAAAUACCUACAACCGAGUCUUUACUGAUAUCAUUCUUGGCGUUUAACAAGUGCUAAUUAGAGUGAUGGGCGUUAUAGCAAUGUUUUAAAGAUAUUUUAUAUUUUAUUCCAAUCAGAGGGUAUUUUUGUAUAUUUAUAGAUUCAACCGUUAGUAUGAUAUCUUAAGAACUUAAGAUAGUAAUGUCAAAUAUUAGAAUAAUAGAAAUAGUGCAUUCAUACUAAGAAAAUAUUACAUAUAAUAAAUUUUGGUUCAGAAAUAGGGGAUUCCAAUAAAGAUAUAUUUACGAUCGAUGAUAUGUUUCAAUUGAAAAAAACCCAGUUCUUUUGAUGAAAAGACACACAUGUAUACUUUAAGAAUUUAAUCAAUCCAAUUUUCAGACCUUCCUUCCAGCCCAUACCGACUCUUUUAUAUAUCUUUGCCUGUCUUUCGUCUCUCUAUCUUUAAUUCAUAAAAUCAUUGUAUCCAAGUAAUGCUGAUUUUUUAAUUUCCUUACUAUAUUUUCUUGAUAUAGAUUUUUUUUCGAAUGUUUAAAACAAAAUUAAAAUGCGUAAAAAUCAGUCUCGAUCUACCACUUCCUUCAAAAAACUUAGAUUGGGGGAUAAGUACCAACUGACUUAAGUGUGUGCUGAUUUGUAGGGGAAAUGAUGUUUUGAUUUGACGAAAAACUCACUACUUUCAUUGCGUUAUCUUUGCUAAUUGUCAAUUAUUUAAAAGAAUAUUUAAUUAUUGAGAAGUUUCUUUUAAGUUUUAUUAUCGCUCAAAUAUUAGACACCUGUUAUACAUUUAAAAAAUGAAAUAAAAUGAAAUAAACUGA